AUGGACCUCGGAAAGUCAGCACGUAUCCCAGAGACAUCUCUGAUAGCUCACGCCCCGGGGUGGACAUUGUUCCGCAAUUUGUACAUGUCAAAUGGAACGCUGCUCGUCGUUGCCUCAGAUGCGGAACAGAAUGGAUUCCCCCAAGUCCGAAUGAUGACAAGCACGGGUCUAAUUGCACUCACCACCCCCGAGAAUAUCAGACUACGUGAGCCAACAGAACAGGAGAUGCAGAUUAUCACCCCCAAAGAAGCAUUUGCAAGAUGGGGUGGGAGUUCUUCAACUGACGAGCGGAAUCGCGUCUGGACAGUAGAAGGGAAUACUCUGUUGGUAAAUGAGCCACCGCAAUUUCUGACCCAUUACUAUCACUUUGUGGCAGAGCUGCUCCUCGGCACCUGGGCGUUUUUCUACGGCGCAUUCAAUCCAUCAGCGGGUUUUGUUGACGCACAGGAAUCCUUCGGGCGUACCGACCCGUCCGUUCCAUCCUUCAAUAUUCGUACAAACGGAUACCGACCACCUCCACUUUCUCGACUCAUUUUCCUUCAUGCCCCUUCAGAAGGUUGGAGGGACAAACCCGGCUUCAACUCCUACUUCCUCCGCGCGGCGUUCCCUUCGCUUGAUAUCGAGGUCUCGCAUGACUGGGCCGAUCGGACGAAUAUUACACGCAUCUCUCCUUUGAACGUCCACGACUCGCUGGAUACCGAAAAGGCAUGGCACUUUCCUAUUGCGUUACUCUCGGACCGUAGUGCCGCUUUCCGUGGGGACACUUGUGGAUCUCAGACACAACGCAUUGCUGCUGAAGCUUGGGAGUACAUGUUCGAAAAAGGAGGUCUUGAUCCAUUCGGAGGGUGGUGGAAAGAGAUACGAGAAGCAGUAUUCAGGUUUGCGGGAGCGAAGGUCGGAGGCUCGGAAGAGGCCAGUCAUCAACCACCCUCGAUCAGUAGAAACGUUACCGACCCACAGUCACUUCUCCCACUCCCCGAGCAAGUAACUAUCACGUAUAUCAGCCGUCAAGGUGUUCGCCGCUAUCUCGUUUCAGAGGAUCACAAUAAUCUUGUUGUAGCACUUCGAGAUCUGAUCAAGAAGAAGGCCAAAGAAGGAAAACGCUGGAACUUAAACAUUGUCAAGCCAGAGUUGCUUUCGAAAGACGAACAAGUCAAAUUGGCGUCAGAAACAACAAUCUUGCUCGGCGUGCAUGGCAAUGGCCUGACCCAUCUUGUCCUCAUGAAGCCCAACCGCUAUUCGAGCGUCAUUGAGAUUUUUUAUCCUGGGGGAUUCGCUCGAGAUUACGAAUGGACUAGUCGCUCCCUUGGAAUGAGACACUACUCCGUCUGGAAUGAUACGUAA
This is a messenger RNA of Cyclocybe aegerita, 1344 nucleotides long. Lineage: Eukaryota; Fungi; Basidiomycota; Agaricomycetes; Agaricales; Hemipholiotaceae. The record is from the annotation of a GenBank genome assembly.